AUGUCAUACAUUACGACGAGUAGUCGGUCGAAGCCAUAUUCACAAGACAGUCGGGAUUAUUAUUCUGCCAAUCGGGCGUAAGUGACUGAUCCGAAUCAAGCCUCGUGUCCGGAUCCGCCUCAUGGGCAUGUAGGUCGGUUUCGCAUCUUUCUGGUGGGCCGAUUUCACUCGGCUCCAGACUCAGUUUCUCGCGCCUUCAGCAGCCUCAUCUGCUUGCUCAAACCAGUCUACUUUGAGCCAACUGUCGACAUCCAUCUCCGGUCCACGGCUGCAUCUCGAGUGUAUUAUUGGUCCAUUUGUUCUUAA
Messenger RNA from Protopolystoma xenopodis, 306 nucleotides. The record is from the annotation of a GenBank genome assembly. NCBI's taxonomy places the organism in Eukaryota, Metazoa, Platyhelminthes, Monogenea, Polystomatidea, Polystomatidae.